Orbicella faveolata is the source of this 816-nucleotide messenger RNA. Its product is annotated as protein disulfide-isomerase TMX3-like. Gene Ontology annotation, cellular component: endoplasmic reticulum. Lineage: Eukaryota; Metazoa; Cnidaria; Anthozoa; Scleractinia; Merulinidae. The record is from RefSeq and is a predicted model, not a curated record.
AUUCGGUUUGAGUACUUUGAGUAGCAAGUGUGUUCACAUUAGUUCCCAGCAGUACCAUGUACCAAGUGUGAACUGUACACUGUCUGGAUACCAGGCGGCGGAUCAGCGACGGUCCCUGACAACCGUGGGAAGACUGAGUUCAGUUCAAAAGCCAGCUGUCAAGAUGGCGACCAACAGAAGCAGUUCGGAACUUUUCCAGCGUAGAUUCUGGUUUUCCAUCCCUGCUUUUGUUCUUUUGGUGUGUGGGUGCAGCGCUUUUGUAAGGGAGCUGGAUGGCAGCUUUGCAGAUUUAAAGAAAGAUGGAAGUUGGCUAGUAGAGUUCUAUGCACCCUGGUGCGGUUACUGCAAGAAACUAGAGCCUAUAUGGGCAGAAGUAGGAAGAACUCUUCAUGGAUCCUCUAUUGUAGUUGCAAAAUUAGAUGCUACUAGGUUCUCAGGGAUAUCAAGAGAGUUUGGUGUUAGAGGAUUUCCUUCAAUUAAAUUUAUUAAAGGAAAGCGUGUAAUAACAUUUGAAGGGGAACGUACAGUUCAGGAUAUUAUCCAGUUUGCAGAGAAAGCCAACAGACCAGCAGUAACUGAGCUUCAGAAUGUUGCGCAAGUGGAAAGAGUUAGGAAAGAAAAAAGUGUGUGCUUUUUUCUGGUAACAAGUAAUGAGAAUCCACAACUAUCUGCGAGGCUCAAGGUAAAUAUUGAUUGGAAAUGUAAUAUGUAGGUAUAAAUCUAUUACUUUUAAUACUCUGACUGUGAUUAUCUGCCUACGAUUAUUCACAAACAGUAGCAUGCAAUAUUAUUAUAAGAGAGGGUUUCAGAAGUAUU